This is a messenger RNA of Dunckerocampus dactyliophorus (ringed pipefish), 3606 nucleotides long. It is a transcript of the gene gdi1, whose product is annotated as GDP dissociation inhibitor 1. Gene Ontology annotation, molecular function: Rab GDP-dissociation inhibitor activity. The record is from RefSeq and is a predicted model, not a curated record. Bases 258 to 1601 code for a protein of 447 amino acids. NCBI's taxonomy places the organism in Eukaryota, Metazoa, Chordata, Actinopteri, Syngnathiformes, Syngnathidae. Gene Ontology annotation, biological process: small GTPase-mediated signal transduction; protein transport; vesicle-mediated transport. The transcript has 11 exons. Gene Ontology annotation, cellular component: cytoplasm.
CGCGCAGGCACAUUGUUUCAGACCGCUCCACCUCCGGGCCAUCUUUGGUUGUUCUCGCCGGUGACAUACCGUGUGGACACUUUAUUCCACUUCUCCUAUCUACUUAAUGAAUAAUAAACACAUUUAACCUGCUAACAAUCCGCCCUGCGCACCUGGACUGAGAGAGGGACACUCACUGGCAUUCUUUCCUGCUGGACCCUUCACGCCAUUUCUCAGAGCAUAAAAAGAGGGCGAGACGGGAGAGGCGGUGAUACAACAUGGAUGAGGAAUAUGAUGUGAUCGUUUUGGGCACCGGACUCACAGAAUGCAUCCUGUCCGGGAUCAUGUCUGUGAAUGGCAAAAAGGUUCUGCACAUGGACAGGAACCCCUACUAUGGAGGCGAGAGCUCUUCCAUCACCCCUCUGGAGGAGCUUUACAAGCGCUUCAGUCUUCCUGAUAGUCCACCUGAAUCUAUGGGCAGAGGACGGGACUGGAACGUGGACCUCAUCCCUAAGUUUCUGAUGGCCAACGGUCAGCUUGUGAAGAUGCUGCUAUACACAGAAGUGACUCGGUACCUGGACUUUAAAGUGGUGGAGGGAAGCUUUGUCUACAAGGGAGGAAAGAUCUACAAGGUGCCAUCUACUGAGACUGAGGCGCUAGCUUCAAAUUUGAUGGGAAUGUUCGAGAAGCGCAGAUUCCGCAAGUUUUUAGUCUUUGUGGCGAACUUUGACGAGAAUGAACCCAAAACCUUUGAGGGCGUGGACCCCAAGACCACAACCAUGAGGGAUGUUUACAAGAAGUUUGACCUUGGCCAGGAUGUCAUUGACUUCACUGGCCACGCGCUGGCCCUGUACAGGACAGAUGAGUACCUUGAUUUUCCCUGCUUGGACACCAUCAACCGAAUCAAACUGUACAGUGAGUCACUGGCACGUUAUGGGAAGAGCCCCUACCUCUAUCCCUUGUAUGGCCUUGGAGAGCUGCCACAAGGAUUUGCAAGAUUGAGUGCCAUCUAUGGAGGUACCUACAUGCUGAACAAACCUGUGGAUGAGAUUGUGAUUGAAGGUGGCCACGUGAUUGGCGUCAAGUCUGAAGGCGAGGUGGCUCGGUGCAAGCAGCUCAUUUGUGACCCCAGCUAUAUUCCAGACCGUGUCCGCAAGGCGGGUCAGGUGAUCCGUGUGAUCUGCAUCCUCAGUCAUCCCAUCAAAAACACUAAUGAUGCCAACUCCUGCCAGAUCAUCAUCCCUCAGAAUCAGGUUAACCGCAACUCAGACAUCUACGUGUGCAUGAUCUCUUAUGCACACAAUGUGGCGGCCCAGGGGAAGUACAUUGCCAUCGUCAGCACCACGGUAGAAACCAGCGAGCCAGAGACUGAGAUCCAACCAGCCCUUGAGCUGCUGGAGCCCAUUGACCAAAAGUUUGUGGCUAUUAGUGAUCUCUACGAGCCCACAGAUGACGGUACAGACAGCCAGAUCUUCGCCUCGAGUUCCUACGAUGCCACCACUCAUUUUGAGACCACUUGCAACGACAUCAAGGACAUCUACAAGCGCAUGACCGGGAGCGACUUUGACUUUGAGAACAUGAAACGCAAACAGAAUGAUGUGUUCGGGGAGGAUGAACAGUGAGCAAUCGAGGGCCUUCUGAGUGAAAAGAGAGGGGGUGUGGCUGGGAGAGGAGGCGGGGUUAAAAGGGGCAAAAUUUAAAAAGGCAUGGGGCAGAGGUUGGGUAGAUAUUUAGGGCUGACUGAGCUUUAAGAGCAAGAAGGUUAGAAUGAAGUGGAUGUGUUCUGCCUGCCUUAAACCAUUUGCCUCCUUUUCCUUACGUCCCCCUCUCUGCUGACACACGCAUACACAAACACACACACUCUACCAUUACAGAAAAGCAGGGUUGAUAUGGUCUUUCAUUCUAUUGUAGAAUCUAUAAUCAUGUCUUAACUAUCGUCAUUAGAGGUGAAUUUAUUACUUGUUGGCGAUUUUCAAAGCAUUUCAUUCUUUCUGUACCAUCUUUUCUCACGUCAGAGACCUCUAUAACAGCUUAGUGUAGAAUCUUCUGGGAGGCUCUGCCCUCCAGGUCACAUGCAUGCAUCUUAUACACAGUAGUAUUGUACAUAGACUCAUACAACAUGGCGGUAUGAAGGCUGGACCAUCGCUCCUGUCAGCCCUGCUUUCCCUUGUACUUCACUCGACUCCUUUUGGCAAAACGUGAUGACAAAUUCAACUGAUGUGCUAACUUUGCAAUGCUGUCGUGUUCCCUGUGCUAGCAGGCAAGCUAACCAGUGGCUAUUAUCUGUCACCACCCACUUUAUACCAUACAAAGAAGAUCCUCUCGUUAACAUGUGAUGUCACUUUUACCUUUCAGUAGUUUUAAAAUGUAAAUCAUUCCAGAGUUUUAUGUCUUUGCAUUUGGUGCACGAUUCACUGGCUGAAGUUAUGACGUUUAAGAGCCGAGAUUAAAACUGGUUGAGCAUAUUAUGAGAGUUGGAGAAGCAAGCAAGGGUUUGGUGUUUUUGGAGGGGAGACAUCUGAUUUUGACUAAUUGAAAGUGUUGUGAUGUGAGAAAGUGUUGAAGGGAGAAGGUUAGUGGGCUUUGACAUUAGGAAAGUUUCACUCAUGAGUGGAUGAGGCAAUGACUGAAAUUUUGGCUCACAGUGAAAGCGCUGCAGUGUGUCCCAAUUGUUCCAACCCUUGCAUAUGUCAUUGAAAUAAGUCAGGCUAAAACCAUGGAAGUGCUGGUUUGGACAUAGAGGGAUAGCUUGAUGCUUCUAUAAAGACCAAGCAGGAGAAGUGCCGCCUCAUAAUGACAAACCAACAUAUUAGUAUUUGGUUGAAGCCUUAAUUUGGGAUUUUAUUUAAAUCUUUGAGCCUUUUCAAAGACUGACCAUUGUGGCAGACUUGUGCCAAAAAUGGUUGAAAACAUGAUUGUGUUAAUGCACAAUUUAGUGGGGCCCUCUGCUCAUCUGUAGCUCAUCACAUCAACACCAUCUAAUUAUUUCCUUAAAAUCUGCCGCAUCCACUCACUCAGCAUCCCUAAGCAUUUAUUAGGGUGUAUAUGUCUUAUUGUUAUGCUCUAUUUAUUUCAAUUUCACUGACAUGGAAGGUUUAUGUCAGAUGCUGAAGAUGCUAUGCUAAGCAAUGCACAAACAGAAAUUAUCAUUAUUAUUUUUUUUGUUGUUUGCAGUGUCAUGUGUUUUGGGGUAUCUUCUCAAGCGAUCGUUGCAGUGUUGUGUCACACUUGGAUUAAGAAAGAGCCGAAAUUUGAAUUUGGACAGUUGUGUUUUUGCCUGUUUCACACUGUACAUUGUUUAACAUUGUGUGUGUGGAAAAUAUGACACGGUAAUAACUGGAAUACUCUUUCAGCAAUGAUAUGUUCAAUGCCCUCCUUCCUCAGUACCACAUACAGUGCUCUUACAGCUACUCGUUUUAUUUAUUGAAAACAAAAGCCCUGCGAGUGGUUGUACUGUUUUAAUUCUCAUUGUUUGGCCCUUGAGACCAUUAUUGACAAUACCCCUUGGAAUUGACUAAAAAAAUAGGCUGAGUAGUAGAAAACUUACUGUCCUUGUUUGAUCACUAGUAUGUGAACAAUGCCUAAUGUCUUGUGUAACAAAUACAUUGAAUUAAACUAUGAAUGAAA